AUGCCAUCCCGACCAACCCGCCCGAAACGCACCAUAGGCAUCUCCCUAAAACUCUACUUCACACCAACCCAAACGAUAACCUACUACCACUCCCUCGCCCCACUCAUCACCCUCGCAGCCAGCAAAAACAUCCAUUUCUUCCUCAUACCCUCCAUAGUCUCCCUCCCGCUCUUACUCCAACUCAACGAUCCCUCGAAUCCAACCUUUCAACUCGCCACAUCUCCAUCCAAGCAAGACAUUAGAACGGAGCACAAGGUCAGUCUCGGAGCACAAGACUGCUCGGCAUUCUCAAGUGGGGCUUACACAGGGGAAAUCUCACCCCUCGAGCUCUCGCUGCUGGGUUGUUCGCUUGUAGAGCUAGGACAUGCUGAGCGAAGAAGACUCUUUGGGGAGACGGAUGAGAAAGUAGCUUCCAAAGCUAAAUCUGUGUUGGAGAAUGGUAUGGUACCAUUGAUAUGUAUUGGGGAGAAGAACCAUGGGUCUAUCGAAGAUGCAGUGGUAGAGUGUAGACCGCAGGUUACAUCGAUCUUGGAUUUCCUUGAUAUCGUGGAAAGAGAAAAGGGAGUAGCGGAAGAUGAGAAGAUGGAGGUUAUUUUCGCAUACGAACCUGUUUGGGCUAUUGGACAGGCUGCUCCGGCGAGUGCGGAGUAUGUUGUAGAUGUGGUUAAGAAACUGAGGGGAAUUUGUGAGGAGAGAGGAAGGAACGAGAUUAGAUUUUUGUAUGGAGGGAGUGCUGGGCCUGGGACGUUUGAGGGGAUGAAAGAAAGUGUCGAUGGGCUUUUCUUGGGGAGGUUUGCGCAUGAUAUUGAGAGUGUGAGGGGAGUGAUUGAAGAGGUUGGUCAAUAGAGCCGAGCUCUGUUGAACACGAGUUUCGCGAGUCGCUUGUUUUUAGAUUCUCGAAAGCGCCAUCUCAGCUGGUAGUAUGAUGAGGGCACAGAGCAGAGAUGUGGUGGACAGGAAAAUCAAUGGCGGUAGUAAAUAGCCCACUGACAGCCGCAACUGAAUUACAGGAGGUCUGCAAAUGUGAUGAUGAUCUUGAGAAAUCAGAACGGUUACUCGAACACGUCGAACAAUUUUCUCGCAAAAGGAACAAUAAGUGCCUGGCUCACUCAAGCUUGCAGAGUGUGAUUCUGCCCUAGCGGCCGCGCAUCGAGGCAAAGGUUGAGGUCGUUCCUUCCCUAAGAAAUGGACCACUUUUCUAUUCACUCCACUACCCUUGCUCCCGCGCUCUUCGCGUCCCAGAAUCAACUCCAGACAUCUAAUAUUACCGCCCGCACCUGAAGAACCAGAAAUAAUAGAAGAUUAUCAACCACAUAUAAAUAAAAAAUGGCAAAAAACAAGCCCCGCGGGCUCGGACUAACUCUGCAUCCCUACAUCUCCUUGGCGUUCAGGAAGUUGGUUUAUCUCACAAAUCAGUGGCAGCUUCAUCUGCCCAUCUAGGCCAUUUGACCCAGUGGCAGGCACACUGUAUCCAUUUCGACUGAUUUGCUGGGAGAAGAUGUGGCAUUUGUUCUUAUAAAAUUGUGGAGCCUCUGGGUAAUUCUCGGGUAACCACAGCGCUCAGCGGCGUUUGCACCUUCGUCCAGGCUCGAGUCACUCGACAUCGUUCCUGACUUUGCAUCCUCGUUCUCGUCUGUGAGUCCCGUCGCGCUACUAUUGUCCAUGGUGGGAGGAGGCCAAAGGUUUAGAGAAGGAAGGUAGGACCAGUGUCUACUACCAACUCCCAACCACGAGGAGAGCAGAGAAGGAACCUUAGGCACGACUGAACUCUUGUCCGCUCCGGAUUCCAAAUCUCCCCUUGCGCCCUCUCUUAUCCCUCCCUCCCGUAUACACACCUUUUCGGCGUCAAGAACUGAUCUCUUUUCUCAGGCUGAGAUGCCUGGAUGCUCUCGUGAUAUGUUCUCUGCUUUGGAAUGCAUACUCUCGUCGUCAUUGUGCUGUUGCCUUCGUCCCAAGCUGGUGUUUUGCCUAGCAAUUAAGAACAACAGCCAGUGCUGCACAGCAGCACUGCACAGCAGCAACAAAGUUAAGGCUAUCAGAAAGAAAGGAUGCUUAGUAGAUACAUAAGGCAAGGCGGUCUUACCUCAUCGUCCUGUCGGCUUGAGGCAUCAAGGGAUGCCUAAUGUUCUAUACCCAGCGUGAAAUGAACAGCGAAAAGGAGCCAUUUAUAGUUUUAAACAAAUAGACAUUCUUGGAGAAUAUAGUCUCGAUCGAUCCUCGUACCAGAGAACCAUGGUAUUGCUUUUUUCUUGGAGUAUUCCGUGACAAAGUCCGCAUCCGGUAAAUGGUACACGGACAACCGAUUUACUCGCACAGCUCCGAGCUUCCGAGAUAAAUAGAUCGGAACACUAUUUUCCUCGCAGCAAAUCACAUCUUGUUGGGACCUGAAAGUGGAGUGAAAGAUCAUCAUUUGGUCGUUGAUUUACGCCGUGGCUUGAGCUUAGUCCACACCCGCAGCCCACAACCAAUCACAAAGCGGUCCGCGCUGACCUUUAUUUUCGUCUGUUAUUCUCGACGGCUGUGUCAACGUGAAUGAUUCCAUUGGCCUCGCUGAGCAAUCGAAUACGUGUUUGAUUACUUACCUCAUGGCAUAGUUCUUGUAUCUAAGUACCGACCUGAUUAUCAAGCAGCUAUUAAGCUUCGGGAAGCCUAUUGGUGAAAGCUGUGUUGCCAACCCAAGAGGGUGGGAACCGUAGCAGUCCGGCUCCCAUGGGGAAAUAUUAAAGGUCUGGAGCUCCCCUCCCUCGGUAGCUUGUUUUAUUUCUUAACCAUCUACUUUAAUACUUCGAUCCCCCUUCACACUAGGUAGUUUUCUCCUGCUCGUCCAUCCCUUGACGACUACAUACUACUCUACAGAAAUAAGAAGUGCAAACAAACGCAAAAAUGACAAAUACCGUUGUCAUUCUAGGGGCAUCCUUUGUUGGAAUCUCCAUAGCUCACAACCUUCUCAAGCAUACACUCUCUGGUGUCAAGGACUUGAAAGUGGUAUUGGUCGGACCAAAUACCCACAUCUACUGGAAUCUUGCUUCCGUUCGAGCAGUUGUGCCUGGAGCACUGAGCGAUGACAAAGUGAGUGUUCUUUACCCAUUUCUCACUCCCUAACUCCUCGAAAAAAGCAAAAUAACUAACAGAAAAACUCCCAGAUGUUUGCUGAGAUCGCACCGGGAUUCAAGCAAUACCCUUCCGCAUCAUACGAACUCAUCCAAGGAACAGCAACCGGUGUUGAUUCAACAGCUAAGACCGUUAGCAUACAAACCCCAAGUGGUGUGAAGGAACAAACAUAUACACAGCUCGUUAUUGCCACCGGAAGCCGAACAGCAUCAGAGAAUAUCCCAUGGAAGCAGAGCAUCGAGGGAACCGAGAAGACAAAGCAACUUCUUCACGAGUACCAAGAGAAAGUCCAGGCAGCAAAGAAUAUCGUGGUUGUAGGAGCCGGACCAACCGGUGUCGAGACAGCUGCGGAAUUAGCCUUCGAAUACAAGGGCAGCAAGGAAAUCACUUUGAUUACUGGAGGCGCAACCAUCCUUCCCGGGCUCCCAGCAAGCGUCAUCAAAGUUGCAGAGAACCAACUUAAAUCCAUGAAGAUCAAGAUCGUCGUCAACACCAAAGUCACGGACUCCGCUGUAAAGGAUGGAAAGACAGAACUUACUCUUUCAACCGGCUCAAAUAUGACUACCGACUUGUACCUUCCAACCAUUGGAAUCAUUCCCAAUACCGAGUUCUUGCCCGCAAGCAUCAAGGAUACCAAGGGAGAUGUGAAUGUGAAUGAGUUCCUUCAAGUCAAGGCUGUUGAUGGUGUUUGGGCUGCUGGGGAUGUCGUCAGUAUCCAACCUAAACAAAUGGCUUUCGCAGGUAAGUACUUUGAAACCACCCUUGGUUUCCCUCCAUAAAGAAAAUGUAAAGCUAAUGCAAUCUCCUAGCCGAACAAGCCAAAGCCCUCGCCAAGAACCUAGGACUCGUUCUCAAGAACCAAAAGCCAGUUGCCUACAAGAGCGAUACCGCACGUAAGUUUUCCCCCCUUUACUUCCCCCAAAUAAAAUAUUAACAUGGGAAAAGCAAUGAUCGCCGUCACCCUCGGUAAGUCCAAGGGAACCGGACGCAUGGGCAACAUGAAAUUACCCAGUAUCAUGGUUUGUAAGUCUACCUGUCCCUCUUCCCCCCCCAAAUCCCACCAUCCUAACAAAAAUUUCCAGGGUUCGUCAAAGGUCGAACUCUCUUUACGGAGAAACUCCCCAAGUAUGCUAGUGGUUCUGAGUUCUAG
Hymenoscyphus albidus is the source of this 4261-nucleotide messenger RNA. The record is from the annotation of a GenBank genome assembly. NCBI's taxonomy places the organism in Eukaryota, Fungi, Ascomycota, Leotiomycetes, Helotiales, Helotiaceae.